UCAGUCAAUUUGAUGCUGAUGGAGAAGGCUUUGCAGAUGUAGAAACAUUUUUGGAGACUCUUCAAACCCUUGGUGGUGGCGUGAGUGCCAAAGGAGAUUUGAGAACUUCCAUCAAGACACUGCAAAACUGCUGUCUAACACCAGGAUUUUUGGAUGCUUUUGCUGAUAAUAAGGAGGCUGUUGUGAAUCAUGGUCAAAAACUCCUAAAGUUCUUGUUGCGAAACAGAGCAGGUAGUACAUCUCUUCCUUUACCAGCCUUGGAUGGAUUUUGUAAUACAUCUGAGAUGAGACUGAAAGUUUUACAAGCACAUAUAGAAGCACUGAAGGAAAAAGCUGAAGUCAAAAAGCAGAUCCCCUCAGUUGAAGAGGGUGAAGUACUCAGGCCUUUAAUGAAGUGCUACAUGGGUCUUGAAGUUUCCAGCAAAAAGGGAGACAUAUCCAGGUUGACUAAUGGGGAUACAAGCUCAUAUUGGCAAUCAGAUGGACCAGCAAGGUCUCAUUGGAUCAGGUUGCGAAUGCGGCCAAAUGUUGUUCUCAAACAGCUGUCAAUAAAUGUUGGUUCUUCUGAUCAGAGUUACAUGCCACAGCAUGUCGUUGUCACAGCGGGACGGGAUGAACAGAAUUUGAGAGAAAUUAGUGACUGUAGAAUUCCAAGCCAGGUCAAUGGGGAUUUUGUUUUAGUAGAGAAUGUGAAAAUUCCAUAUCCAGUGAUUCAGAUUAAUAUUAGAAGAUGUCACAGUGAUGGUUGUGAUACAAGAAUACGUGGAAUCAAAGCUGUUGGAUACAGAGUCUUAAAAAGUAAAGGUAUGAGUGUUGGUGAUGCAUCAGCAGUGUGGUUCCUCUCAGUACUUGGAGCCACAGCCACGGCAGCUCUUCCAAUGGCUCCUCACCUUAGGGAUCAUAUCUUGUCUCACACAAAGUCUGCAUUGAGCCAUAUGAAGCCAAUGUCAUUAUCCUUAACAUCACCAGACAGACCAGUGGCCCUCUCUCAAAAUGUUCUUGAGGAGAUUGAAAAUUUCCUUCAUUCUUUUGUGAGGUUUGAAGGAGCAAUUCAGCCAGAGAGUUUAAAGAUUUUAUUGGAAUUUUCUUUAGCACGUGGAAAUUUACAAAGUAUUUUUAAGGUUCUUAAAUUAUUAUAUGAAAUUGGUCAUGAAGAUUUUCCCGCAGCAGAAAUUGUGAAAUCCUUAGAAGAUGUUCAACUAAAAGCUACAAAGCAACAUGGUGCAAUUUUGAAGAUGUCCUUGUCAUCUUGUGAUGGAGGUCACAAAGACAACCUCUCAAAACCAGAAAAUGUUUUAACAGACAACUGGUCAUCUGAAGCUUACUUAUCAGAUACUGGAAAGACAAGAGUAUCAAUGAUGUUUUCAAGUGCCUCAUCAGUUCGUGUAAAAUUAACAAGAUUAAUCAUCAAGGUGUCCAAAGGAGCAAUUGGACCUUCGCAUGGCUUGAUCUUUGUCCUGGAUGAUUUUAAAAGAAAUGAAAAAGAGAAAGAAGUGGAAGAAGGAGGAGAGCAUGAAACAGAUGUACUAAGUAAAUACAAUGACUGGACCAAAGCUAAAUAUGCUGAUUAUGUUGCAAGUUGCAAGGGCAAAGCAGAGUUUGAGCCUGAUGAACCAGUGGGAUUUUUUGCCACUGAAGAGGACUGGGAUGAGGUGGAAGUUCAUGUAGAUAGGAUUGUGACUGGGAAGUAUGUUGUCGUCAAGUUUUUAGGAGCAAGGAAGGAUAGUGCUGAAAGGAUUGGAGUGUUGGGAGUCAACUUCUUUGGUUAUGAAGUCAAACCUGACUGUCCACUGAAUGAUGAGCUGAAUUUGAAUGAAGUUGCCCCUUUACCUUCAAACAACACAGUGGAAGGUUCAACUUUGUUCAUUAGAAUCUUGUUAUUUCUUGAUGAAAUGGCAAAGGACCAGAUUCAUCUCAAAUCACGACCCAAAAAUCCUCCACUGUUUAAAGAGAAGGAGGGUCAACUAGAGAUGAGUAGCAUGAGUCUUGAACUGGUCUGGGAUGUUUACACACUUGUAACAAGCAGGGGUGCAAAGCACAAGAAGAUUAUAGUAUCUUGCCUGCUGCUUCUUCGUUUGUUUUACCAAAGCCUCCCUUGCUUAAAGUCCACCCUCAGAGAACUGGCAGCUGACUCUUCUGAUAAGGCAGCAUUUGAAAAGCAACAAGAACUGUCUUCCAAAGUAUUUGCGCACUUAUGUGACGUUGUGGACGACAGCGAGGGGUACUAUGAUGAAAAGAUUCAUCAGAUUUCAAAACUGAUUAUUUUAGAAGGAGCAGAGAUUUUCUUCCCAGACUCGAAAACAAGGCGGAGUCACCUGUUGUCCAUGGUGGAUCAAGUGAUGGAGGAAAAAAAGGCGGCAUCUCUGGGACUCACAUUUGAGUCACUCUGUAGAUUCUUCAGUAAUAAAGAUGCCAGUGGCCUUCUUGGACUUCCUGACAUUGUGUCAGAGAAAGGGUUUGACUAUGGACAAGUUCUUGCCGUCAUGACAACGCUGUUGUCUGUGGCUUAUCAAGAGUGCCUGAACUACGUAACAGCAGCAGAUGAUGGAAACCAAAGUGACUCUACAUCCAACCUUGUUCAGCUGUUGUGUGCAAUGCAAAGAAGUCUGUUAACAUGGUGCAGUACACAAAUUAAAUGUGGGAGUUCCUUUGGUCAGAAUGUCGCCACUAAGCUUAUAAUAGAGUAUGUUGGUAUCCUGGCCAACAAGGUGUUCAUGUCACUACAGGCUGUGAAUGGCGCAUCAGACCAACUGGUUGUAAUAGACAGACUUGAACAUUCGUAUGUCUCUGCAGCCAUGAGACAGCUGGUUCUUUUUCUUAAUUUGUUUACAAACGUGGAUGCCAUAUGUAUGCCAGUACUAAAACAUCUACAGCCAGUUUCUCUGGAGUUGAAGAAAUGUUCAAACAAGUAUCCACAACUGUUCUUCAAGAUUGAUUCUGAAGAAUGGAACUAGACAGUGGGUCAGACAGUACUCAGAACAUGGGAGGUGGAAUCUGCACACAAUUAUGAAAAUAACCAGGAUGUUAAAAUGGUCUUUAACUGUCCUGGCUGCUCAGAAUUUACAGUUGACUUUGAUCCGCGCUGUGAAACUGAAAGAAGAUACGACUACUUGGAAUUUACAGAUUCAAAUGGAAACAAGAAACGCUUUGAUCAGAAGGUUGACACCGAGAAGUGGCCAAAA
Stylophora pistillata is the source of this 3182-nucleotide messenger RNA. RefSeq names its product zinc finger ZZ-type and EF-hand domain-containing protein 1. Gene Ontology annotation, molecular function: zinc ion binding; calcium ion binding. The record is from RefSeq and is a predicted model, not a curated record. Lineage: Eukaryota; Metazoa; Cnidaria; Anthozoa; Scleractinia; Pocilloporidae.